CUCCCAAACUAGUCAUUCUCUAGUCGCUACUAGAAGAAACCGUUUUAUUAUAAUCUUUUGCUCUUUCUUUCUUUUUCAAAAUAUCAAAACCGAAAAAAAUAUCCAAAACUAAAAUGGCUGCGGCUGCACCACCACCUCCUCCGGCGCCGGCACCGACGCCUCCCUCAACCGUUCCACAAGGCUCCACCCCAAUGGGCUUCCCGAUCUUCGCCCGUAUCCGCCUAGCUCAACCCACUGACGUUCCCCAUAUCCACAAACUGAUCCACCAGAUGGCCGUGUUCGAGCGCCUGACUCACCUCUUCUCCGCCACUGAAGCCUCUCUCUCCUCUACUCUCUUCACCUCUCCACCAUUUCAGUCCUUCACCAUCUUCAUCCUCGAGGUCUCGUCACAGCCCUUCCUCGAGGACCUACUUCACCAUAACAAUCCUCUCUAUCAGCCCAAAGUCCAGGUCGUCAAUCUAGAUCUCCCGAUCGAUGAUCCAGAAAGGGAGACCUUUAGAUCGACCGGUUCAAGUUCCGAUGUCAUCGCUGGAUUCGUUCUGUUCUUCCCGAACUACUCAUCGUUCCUGGGGAAGCCAGGGUUUUACGUGGAGGACCUGUUCGUGAGGGAGUGUUACAGGAGGAAAGGAUUUGGAAGGAUGUUGCUGAGCGCAGUGGCGAAGCAGGCGGUUGAGAUGGGUUACGGAAGAGUGGAGUGGGUGGUGCUCGAUUGGAACGUGAAUGCGAUUAAGUUCUACGAGGAAAUGGGAGCUAAGAUUUUGCAGGAAUGGAGGAUUUGCAGGCUCACUGGUGAUGCCCUCCGAGCUUAUGGUAAUGCUCGUUAGGGUUUUACCUUACUUUUGUGCUUGUGUUUUCUCUGGUUCUUUGGUGAAAUGGAAAUUGCUCUUAGGGCUAGAAAUUGGAGAUAGUAAUGCCAUGAAUCUUAGGGCUUCUUCAUGAUUUCUGUUAAUAGUUUGUACCCUUUCAACUUUUGAAGCUACAAUAACAGAGAUAUAAACUCUUUCCAAUUCA
Humulus lupulus (European hop) is the source of this 1011-nucleotide messenger RNA. Its product is annotated as GCN5-related N-acetyltransferase 8-like. The record is from RefSeq and is a predicted model, not a curated record. NCBI's taxonomy places the organism in Eukaryota, Viridiplantae, Streptophyta, Magnoliopsida, Rosales, Cannabaceae. The transcript has a single exon. Bases 114 to 824 code for a protein of 236 amino acids. Gene Ontology annotation, molecular function: N-acetyltransferase activity.